Molecule: messenger RNA, 2049 nt
Organism: Ustilaginoidea virens
Lineage: Eukaryota; Fungi; Ascomycota; Sordariomycetes; Hypocreales; Clavicipitaceae
Exons: 3
Coding region: 1-2049 (682 amino acids)
Biological process (GO): positive regulation of transcription by RNA polymerase II
Cellular component (GO): nucleus
Molecular function (GO): DNA-binding transcription factor activity; sequence-specific DNA binding
Source: RefSeq, a predicted model, not a curated record
AUGAAGUCGGGUGCGUCUGUCGCCGGCUCUCUGCUUUCUUCCGGCUCGGCCGCUUCUUCACACGGCCCCAAGUCAACGUCGCCCAACCUCUGCUUGCCUGUCAAUGCCAUUCUAAGGCCGGCGACGAACAUCUUCAGCUACGACACCAUGAAUCCCGCGCCGGACAUGUAUUACUCACAGCACAUGUCGGGCGGCCAGCCGGCGCCGCCGCAGACAGUCACAUCGGGCAAUAUGCAUUACCCUCAACACCAGACCACGUUGAUGCACCCCGGGCCUGCCAAUUACUCGAGCAAUCCAUAUGGCCAGUACCAGUACGCCAACGGCCUCACUUCACCACCAGCCGCCCAGCCAGUUUCAAACCCAAUGGCCGGCGGGCCCUCGACAGUCCUGCCGCUCCCAGGAGUCUCGGGACCUCAAGCACCUCUGCCCAGCCAAUAUACUGGGUUCGACACUACCGGCCAACAUCCACCGCCCGGGAUGAAGCCGCGAGUAACUGCUACUCUGUGGGAGGACGAGGGCAGUCUGUGCUUCCAGGUCGAAGCUCGCGGCAUCUGUGUCGCUAGACGUGAAGAUAACCACAUGAUCAACGGCACGAAGCUGCUUAACGUUGCUGGAAUGACCCGCGGCAGAAGAGACGGCAUUUUGAAAAGCGAAAAAGUUCGUCACGUUGUUAAAAUCGGACCAAUGCAUCUGAAGGGUGUCUGGAUACCUUACGAGCGAGCCCUUGACUUUGCCAACAAGGAGAAGAUUACGGAAAUGUUGUACCCCCUAUUCGUGCACAACAUUGGAGCGCUCCUCUACCACCCUACAAACCAGAACCGCACGAGCCAAGUCAUGGCCGCUGCUGAGCGUCGCAAGCAGGAACAGGGCCAAAUAAGGAACCCGCCUCCUGGACUUCCGUCGAUUCAACAGCAUCACCAGCCAAUGGCCCUUCCCGGCCCGCAGCAGCCUCUGCCCUCACACGCCAGCAUAGGCGGCGGCCGUCCACCACUGGACCGGGCCCAUACGUUUCCCACCCCCCCCAACGGCACCUCGGCAGUCCUGGGCAGCAUGGGAGCAUCCGACAACUUCGGCUGGCAAGGUCAGGGGAUGAACGGGGCUCAAGGUACCAACCCACUUGCCGUUGAACAUGGUUUAAGCAAUGCUCGUUCCAUGCCAAACACACCAGCUACCACUCCUCCAGGCCAGUCCAUCCAGAGCAUGCAGUCGUACCCUCAGCCCGCCCAGGGCUACGACGGCGCACGCCAGAUGUACGGCGACUCGGCCUCCCAGCAGUCGCCCUACCAGACGUCCAACUCCGCAAGCAGUGACCGCCUGUACUCGCAGCCCAGCCAGUAUCCCAAGAACGACAUGGGCCCUCCCUCGAGCAGGCCGGCCGGCGCCGGCCAGCCUGCCGAGCAGCACGAGGCCAAGUCUUCCAACGGCAUCAUGGCGCCUGACCAGCCCGCGCACCACGAGGACGAGGGCGACCAUGAGCACGAGGCCGAGUACACCCAUCACAGCGCCGCCUACGACGCGUCCCGCUCGUCCUACAACUACACGGCGCCGAGCGUGGGCUCGCUGGCCGGCGACGCCAACAUCAACCCCAACAUGACGGGAUCUCCCGGGCACCCCUCGGCCUCGGGAAGGGCGACGCCUAGAACAACGGCUCCCCAUCAGUCAUAUUACCCCCAGAGCUCGGGCUACAACACCCCGCCUCGAGUGCAGCAGACCUCGAGCAGUCUCUACAGCGCGGUCGGCAGCGACCGAGGUUCGGCCGGCGGCUCUGGUCCUGGCGGUGAGGUGUACGCGCCGACCACGGACAUGUCCAGCACCAUGACUAAUGGCUAUAGCGCGCAGCCGUCUCUGAUGAACGGAGCUGCGGCGGGCAUGAAGCGUGGCCGGGAAGACGACGAGGACCUUUCUCAGUCCAGCCAUGACGGUCCAGGAGGCAUGGCAAACCUCGACCUUAAGAGACGCAAGACCAUGAUGGAGACGUCGGUAGCCGCCCCCGCCUACGAUACGUUGAGCCGACCUGCUUCUGCCAUUGCGGCUUCACGGCGAAGAUGA